Morone saxatilis (striped sea-bass) is the source of this 3866-nucleotide messenger RNA. RefSeq names its product NACHT, LRR and PYD domains-containing protein 12-like. Gene Ontology annotation, molecular function: protein binding. Lineage: Eukaryota; Metazoa; Chordata; Actinopteri; Moronidae. The record is from RefSeq and is a predicted model, not a curated record. Bases 330 to 2945 code for a protein of 871 amino acids. The transcript has 17 exons.
AUCACACUGUGAAUCCGGGUCUGGUAGGUCGGGGUCAGACCAGGACACACCCUUGCUAGUUGCCUGCAGUGGAAGCUCAGGGCAUGUCUUACCUGGCUCUUAUUUGGCUGAAGUUAAUACACCUGGGCUUUCCCUGCGUGUGUCGCUGGAAUUUGUAAUCCGUGCGACAGACAGACAGACAGACAGACAGUGAUUGUCAGUGGUGUUUUCCGUUUUCAAGCUGGAUUUCCUCGUUAAUGAAGUUGGAGGAGGUUGGUUUCACUUCGUUGUGACGCAGAUAUUUUAACGGAGGAAAAGCAGUCUGAGUGACACUUGGUGUAAGCUCUACUAUGGAUGUGGCUGAAGGGAUCAGUGAGGGAAUCCCCCCCUCCAAAAUGACUCCAGUUGGGCAACAUGACAGCUCGACCAAAGCUCAGAGCCCAGAGCAGCAGCGGGAGAGACCAGCCUCCCCCGUACCCAGCUGUGUGUCCAUGAAGAGCAACCACUCACGGGAGGAGCCUCUCACUUUUCAAAAACAAGAUUCCCCUAAAACAGAACUACAACAAGAGAUGCCAGAGGCUAACAUUGGUCAGUCUGCCCUGGAAGAUCAAACAGACAAGGACUCCGUAUUUAUGCUGCUUGAGGAGAACAUUAUCAGCUUUGUGAAGAAGGAGCUGAAGAGGACGCAGAGGGUUCUAAGCUCAGAGUGUGCAGAUGACGAGGAGAUCGACAGCAAGGAUGAAGAGGAUUUGAGGAGCAGCAGGGAGUCAUUUCUGAAAAUUGUGCUGUACUUCCUCAGGAGAAUAAAGCAGGAAGAGUUGGCUGAUGCUCUACAGAGGAAAUCUCCGGCAUUGUGCCAACGAAAACUCAAGUCUAGUUUGAAGCAGAAGUUCCAGUAUUUGUUUGAGGCGACUGCAAAAACAGGAGACACAACUCUUCUGAAUAAAAUCUACACAGACCUCUACAUCACAAAUGUGUGGCUCGUCUUGGUCUUCAGGCUGAGUGGCUGUAACCUGUCAGAGAAAAGCUGUGAAGCUCUGGCAUCAGUUCUCAGCUUCCAGUCUUCCAGUCUGAGAGAGCUGGAACUGAAUAACAACAACCUGCAGGAUUCAGGAGUGAAGCUCCUCUCAGCUGGACUAGAAAAUCCACACUGCAGACUGGAAAUUCUUAGGCUGAACCUCAACAAUCUCACAGAGAAAUGCUGCCACGACUUAUCAUCAGUUCUUGGCACCAAGUCCUCUAGUCUGAGAGACCUGGACUUGUGUUACAAUGACCUGAAGGACUCUGGAGUGGAGAGUCUCUCAGCUGGACUAAAAAGUCCACACUGUACACUGGACAAACUCAGGCUGAUAGGCUGUAAUAUAUCAGACAAAAGCCGUGAUACACUGGCUUCAGUUGUCAGCCACCAGUGCUGUACCCUGAGAGAUCUGGAUCUGAGUAACAAUGAUCUGCAGGAUUCAGGAGUGAUGCUGUUCUCUGCUGGACAGGAGAAUCCGCAUUGUAGUCUGGAAACUCUCAGGUUGAAUCAAACUAGGCUCACAGAGAAAUGCUGCCAAGAGUUCUCAUCAGUUCUCAGCUCCAAGUCCUCUAGUCUGAGAGAGCUGGACCUGAGUAACAACGACCUGCAGGAUUCAGGAGUGAAGAUGCUCUCUGUUGGACUGGCAAGUCCACACUGUCGACUCCAAACUUUCAGGUUGAAUCAAACCAACCUCACAGAGACAUGCUGCCAGGAGUUCUCGUCAGUUAUCAGCUCUCAGUCCUCCAGCCUAAGAGAGCUGGACCUGAGUAACAAUGAUCUGCAGGAUUCAGGAGUGAAGCAGCUGUCGGUUGGUCUGGGAAGUCCACACUGUAUGUUGAAAACUCUCAGGCUGAAUGGCUGUAAAGUUAUCAGAAAGAAGCUGUUGAAAGCGUCUGCAUCAGUUCUCAGCUCCCAGUCUUCAAGACUGAAAGAGCUGGCAAUGAGUAACAACGAGCUACGGGACUCAGGAGUGAAACAGCUGUCUGCUGCACUGAAGACUCCACACUGUACACUGGAAACUCUCAGGUUGAGUCAAACCAGUCUCACAGAAAAAUGCUGUCAGGAGUUCUCAGCAGUUUUAAGCGCCAAGUUGUCGAGUCUAAGAAAACUGGACUUGAGUAACAAUGACUUGCAGGAUUCUGGAGUCAAGCUGCUUUCUGCUGGACUGAGGAGUCCACACUGUAGACUGGAAUGUUUCAGGCUGUCAGGCUGUUUGAUCACAGAGGAAGGCUGUAUUUCUCUGGCCUCAGCUUUGAGCUCCAACCCCUCCCAUCUGAGACAGCUGGACCUGAGCUACAAUCAUCCAGGAGACAUGGGAGUGAAACUGCUCUCUUCUGGACUGGAGGAUCCACGCUGGAGACUGGAGACUCUCAGCGUGGAUUAUGAAUCUGUUCAGUGGUUGAAAUCUGGUCUGGGGAAGUAUACCUGUGAACUCACAUUGGACCCAAACACAGCACACAAAAACGUCCUCCUGUCUGAGAACAAGCGAAAAGUGAUGCUGUCGAUGGAGAAGCAGCCGUAUCCUGAUCACCCAGACAGAUUCGACUGGUGCUACCAGCUGCUGUGUACAACUGGUCUGACUGGCCGCUGUUACUGGGAGGUGGAGUGGGAAGGAGGAGUUGAUAUUGGAGUGACUUACAAAGGACUCAGACGGAGAGGAGCCCUUGAUGGCAGCAGGCUCGGAUGGAAUGAGAAGUCAUGGAGUCUGGAGUUCACUGAUAAGUGUUACUAUGCCUGGCACAAUAAUAUAAGAACAGCUCUACUUACUCCUCCCUCUGCCUCUAACAGAGUAGGAGUGUAUCUGGACUGGUCUGCAGGCACUCUGUCCUUCUACGCAGUUUUAUCUGACACUCUGACCCACCUGUACACCUUCUACUGCGCAUUCAUUGAACCUCUCUACCCUGGUUUUGGGUUCUUGUCGCUGGAGUCGUCAGUGUCCUUGUGUUAAAGUCCUCAUAGUGGCGUAUGGUGACGUACAGAACAAGACAUGUAAUAAAACACUCAAAUAUCAAUUUUGACUUAAUGGAGACUUUAAAAUGUAUCCUUCUGCUGUCAGAAACCCUUAUUUCAAAUGGUCUUGUGUUAACUUUUUCUGACAUUAUUCAAAUGGUUUUGAGAAGCUUUAAGAAACUGGAAACUGCAUCUCAUUUCGAUUGGUUCCUAUAAUCAUUUUUUAUUUAGUGUUUUUUUUUGUGUUCUUUUUAUUAUCUUUCACAAGAAGCCAGAUAAUAAGAUGAAUAACAGUGACAAACAAACCAGCCCAUUCCAUCCAUCAUUUUGUAUGUCAUUAUUCAGGUUUUUACGUUGUAUGUACUAUUUUUUAUGUAGUGUCAGUGUAUUUGCGCAGUAUCUAAAUACUGAAGUUCAAUCUUUGAACCAAAAGCAGCUUUGUAAGCGUAAGAUUCAAGCACUUUCAAGGUACCUUAAACCAAAACCCAGACUCUCAAAGUCCAUAUAACUACAUCUUAAUUGUUUUUUUAUAAACUUUGUACCCACAGCAAUCAGUGUAUCUUUUACGUGCUGUUAAUAUUAUCUUGAUUGUGUGUUUUAAUCAUGAGUCAGGAAUUAACAGAAGACUUUCCGAGCUAUGAGUUACGAGUGAACGCAAGAAAGAACUUUAGUUAUUUUGUAUGUACUGUGUACUUAUAUGUAUUUGUGUGUAUAUAUAGUUGUCUUGAGGAGUCAAAGUUUGUUACUUUGUAAAAGCCAAACCCAUGCACACACAGAAAAGCACACGUGUAAUCACAAGUGCUAACCUGUGUAUUAUUUUUUUAAUUAAUUCUUGUGUUCUUUUUGUAUUUAUUAUUAUUGUUGACUGCUGUCUGUAAGACAAGUUGCCCCUCAGGGACAUUAAAGCUCUACUCUCUAA